Cuscuta epithymum is the source of this 763-nucleotide messenger RNA. The record is from the annotation of a GenBank genome assembly. NCBI's taxonomy places the organism in Eukaryota, Viridiplantae, Streptophyta, Magnoliopsida, Solanales, Convolvulaceae.
GUCCGAAUGACACCCAACCCCAUCAUCAUCUCUUUCCCUUAAUCUUUUUCCUCAGCUUCUCUCUCUCUCUCCCUCUUUCUACAAUGGCAUCACUACACUCCCUCGCUCUCUCCCAUCCAUGUUCGCGUUGCCAUCAGCCUCGCUCUGUUCCUGGUAUAGCAUCUGGUAUUGUUCAUCAAAAUGCACCUUCAUUCUUCACUGGUCGAAACCUCCCCCGUUUGCAGUUUUCAUCCCGCAGAUGUAGCCAAACAACUCCUAGACAAAGUAUAAUAAUGAUGGUAAAACCAUCAAUCCAGUUCAUACAAGGAACAGAUGAACAGACGGUACCCGAUGUAAAGCUAACCAAAUCCAAGGAUGGAACGAAUGGUGUGGCCACAUUCAGGUUUGACCAACCCUCCGUAUUUGACUCCUCUAAAGAGGUUGGCGAUAUUACUGGGUUUUAUAUGAUUGACGAAGAAGGGGUUCUUCGUUCAGUGGAUGUAAAUGCCAGGUUUGUGAACGGUAAACCUGCGGGGAUUGAAGCUAAGUACAUUAUGAGGAAUCCGAGAGAAUGGGACAGGUUUAUGAGAUUUAUGGAGCGGUAUGCUAAUGCCAAUGGCUUAUCAUUCAUCAAGAAAUGAGGCAACUUUUAGUUUCGGUUCCCAUUUAUAUUCACUUUGUAAUCCAAUUUACAGUUUUAUUUUUCCCACUCCGCUUGUUACUAAUGAGUAUGCAUGUACAUUUUUAUCUUCCUUUUUCAAAUGGAGCGCAGAGAUCAUUCUUG